This is a messenger RNA of Penicillium odoratum, 1488 nucleotides long. RefSeq names its product glycosyltransferase family 69 protein. The coding region runs from base 1 to 1488 and encodes 495 amino acids. The record is from RefSeq and is a predicted model, not a curated record. Lineage: Eukaryota; Fungi; Ascomycota; Eurotiomycetes; Eurotiales; Aspergillaceae. The transcript has a single exon.
AUGUUCGUCAUGAGGCCCAGGUUGUGCCAGGCCCUGCUGGCCGCGUCUGCGAUUGUCAUGGGCUUGGUGUACCUAGGAUCCAGACUAUUUAUAUAUUAUCACCGCUGGAAUGACGACCUAGGGAUGUCUGUCUUCAAUGGCAAGCUACCCAUUAUUCCGCAAUACAAUCGAUUCGCCGACUCGUCGAAUUUCGCAGAAGCUGAGAUAUCGGUCCUGGCGAAUGUGUCGGCAGUCAAUAUUCCGAGCGAACCCUCUUCAACGUCCACGGCAGUGGCUACCUUAUCUAAGGGCAAAAUCCAAGAGUUCGAUCCAGCGUGGAAUAACAAGAGCACAUGGUCGAAACAGCAAACACCGACAUCCCAUAUGCUGCGCGAACAAGUCGAUAAAUAUAUUCAUUCUAUAUUGGAUUUCAGAGACAACUGGCCCUUUGAGCGCGUUUCAUGCCCUGGGGAUAUUGGGGAUAGGUAUCAGAACCUGCGGGAUACAGAAGAUAGCAACCAAGUGCGGUACUUCUUUGCGCUCAACCUGUAUGGAGCCGUUGAUGCUCUUCCGCGAUUGAUGAGCAGUAUUCUCGAGACGGUGAAACAUCUAGGUCCGAGUCACUGCGCGAUUUCGAUCGUCGAUGAUGGGUCCGAGGAUGGCACGUGGGAGGUUCUCGAGGCGUUAACGCCAUGGCUAGAUGACCUAGGUGUGCAGUAUUUUCUCACCACCAGUGGUCAAUCAUCAUCAUUGGAUAACGGUGGCCAGAAAUCCCUUGCUGAUCUCCGCAAUCAAGUACUGCGGCCGCUGAAAGCUAAAGGGGUGGAACCUCGUGCACUAGCAAGCGCGUACUCACCAGACGCCGUCGUCAUUUUUCUGGAUAAUGUUGUCGUGUGUCCCGAGGAUAUCCUGGAAUUAGUAUUCCAGCAUGUAAACCAAGGUGCUCAGAUGACUUGUGCAUUCGAUUGGAUUUUGGAUGGGUCUGUCUUCUACGAUGUCUGGGAAUCCCGGUCGCUGACUGGUAACACAUUCUUUGAAAUUGCGCUUGCGUCCAAUGGCACGUUGAUCAGAAGCGAUGAUAUGUUUUUCGACGACCAAGACAGCAAGCGGCGAUAUGACAUGUUCCAGCCUUUACAGGUGUACUCAUGCUGGGGCGGUAUGGCGACAUUGAACGCUGUGUCAUUUGCGGAAGACACUAUUCGUUUCCGUCCUGCUGAGCAAAGUGACGCGGACUGCUAUACCGGCGAACCCAUGCUACUUGCCAAGGACCUUUUUAACCAAGACCUUGGCAAAAUCCUUGCCGUGCCAUCAGUUAAUGUGGCGUAUUCCGAUAACGAAGCGACCAAGACGAAGCAGACCCGAGGCUAUGUCCGGGAUCGUGUCAACGCCUCCAAGCCGACCUUAGAUGAAGAAGAGAUGGUCCAGUGGCAACAGGCGCCACCUGACAUGAUCAAGUGCCUUGCGCAAUCAGAUCAAUUGGCCUGGACUGAGUGGACUCAAUCUACUUGA